Messenger RNA from Aspergillus japonicus CBS 114.51, 1224 nucleotides. Its product is annotated as Hpt domain-containing protein. Gene Ontology annotation, biological process: phosphorylation; phosphorelay signal transduction system. The coding region runs from base 218 to 868 and encodes 216 amino acids. The transcript is spliced from 3 exons. Gene Ontology annotation, cellular component: cytoplasm; nucleus. Gene Ontology annotation, molecular function: protein histidine kinase binding; histidine phosphotransfer kinase activity. Lineage: Eukaryota; Fungi; Ascomycota; Eurotiomycetes; Eurotiales; Aspergillaceae. The record is from RefSeq and is a predicted model, not a curated record.
GUGUUCGCAGGCUUCUGUUUUGGGCUCGGCGAAUAUCCGGAAUAGACCGACCCACCGCGUCAAAACAAAAGACAAGCGCGCAAGAGCCAUCCAUCCAGUUCGGGUGAUCGCGAGAGGGCGUUUGGACUUCCCCUCCCCCGCCAACACGAGUCACUUUCCACACUCCGAUCCAGCCAACCGAGUGACAAGCUUCAUCUCACCACCACCCAUUUCCACCAUGGCGCCCAGCACCACCACUAAGACCAUGGAGGAGUCUCCCAAGGAGAAGAUCAGCAGCACCAGCAGCACCGCUGCUACCAACGACACCCCCAAUAACACCACGACCACCACCGCUUCUGCCGCCGCCGCCGCUACUGCUGCUCCUCCUGCCGAUACCCCUAAGAGCAGCAGUAGCGGUGCCUCUGCUGCUCCUGCCACCACGAGCGCCACCAGCACCGCCGCCGCCAACCCCCCAACCACGCUGGCAGAAAUGUCUGAGACCAUCGACCAAAACACAUUCGAGCAGAUCCUUGAAAUGGAUGAUGAAGGCGAUAAUGACUUCAGCAAAGGCAUCGUGUUUGGAUUCUUCGAUCAGGCAGAGAGCACGUUCGAUAAGAUGGAGAAGCACCUCGCGGACAAGGACCUGGGCGAGCUUUCGUCUCUGGGUCACUACCUCAAAGGUUCCUCCGCCACUCUGGGACUGAUUAAGGUCAAGGACGCAUGUGAGAAGAUCCAGCACUACGGUGCCGGCAAGGAUGAGACUGGCACCAACGAUGAGCCCGACCAGGAGGUUUCGCUUGAGAACAUCCGCAAGACCCUGACCCAAGUCAAGAAGGAUUACAAGGAGGUCGAGGAUUUCUUGCGCAGAUACUAUGGCGAAAGCCCCUAAACCACGAUUAAGGCGAAUUCUUCGAGAAAUUCAGAUGGCCACAGGGGCAAGGCAGAGAGAAGAUGAAGCAAGCAGGCUGGGUUACUGAGUUGAACUGAAUAAUGCUGCGUGAGGGAGUGAGGCCACACACUCCGUACAAGAAGACCCAAAUGCAAAUCGAUACCGCCCGAGCGGAGAGGUGACCACGAGAGCCAAUCACCACCCCUCCACCACACUAAAAGAUAGGUAGUCUUUUCCAUCAAGGCUGCACAACAAGCGAGGAGAAAGGGAAGGGAGCUACAGCAUUCGUUUGUAUUUUUGUCUCUUGCAUGUUAUGAUCAUGAUCGUCGUCGUCGUCACGAACCAUCACGAGGGUU